Molecule: messenger RNA, 1854 nt
Organism: Malus domestica (apple)
Lineage: Eukaryota; Viridiplantae; Streptophyta; Magnoliopsida; Rosales; Rosaceae
Product: alcohol acyltransferase 9-like
Molecular function (GO): acyltransferase activity, transferring groups other than amino-acyl groups
Source: RefSeq, a predicted model, not a curated record
CUUUCACAGUAACGAAACAGCAAACAUACACAUGGCCCUGGGUUGCUUAAACAUUCACCAAAUUCCUUUCUGUCUCUUAUAUAUUCAUACAUUGCUCAUCUGGAAAAAGCAAACCCACAAACCCUAAAUCCUCUACCCCUCACAUUACCAAAAAAACGCAAAACUCACGGUUUAAUUAAAUUCUUCAAUUAUUUGAUCGUUAUACUUGAGGAUAUGGGAAGCUCUCUCCGUGUAAAGGACGCCGUGGUCGUCACCCCCUCCGAUCCCACCCCGACUUGCGUUCUCAACCUCUCCGCCGUCGACUCGCAGCUCUUCCUCCGCUUCACCAUCGAGUACCUCUUGGUCUACACUCCUUGCCCGGGACUGAAUCAGACCUCGACCGCGUCGCGCGUCAAGGCUGCACUGGCUCACGCUUUGGUGCCUUACUACCCUCUAGCAGGCAGAGUGCACCCCAAGCCCGAUGGCUCCAGUCUUGAAGUGGUCUGUCGGGCUCAGGGCGCAGUCUUCAUAGAAGCUGUCUCCUACAAUGUCGCAGUCUCUGACUUUGAGCGUGCUCCGCGCUACGUCGCCGAGUGGAGGAAGCUAUUGUCGCUCCAAGUCGCUGACGUACUUAAAGGGGCCCCGCCGCUCGUUGUCCAACUGACGUGGCUUAAAGAUGGAGCGGCGGCACUUGGCGUUGGAUUCAACCACUGCGUCUGCGACGGGAUCGGAAGCGCGGAAUUUCUCAACUCGUUUGCCGAGCUGGCAACCGGGAAGCGCGGGUUCACUAGCGAGUUCAAACCCAAGCCCGUUUGGGAUCGCCACCUUCUGGACCCACAACCAGUACAUCAUGCAUUAAAUCCACGUCAUCAUCGAAUAACCAACGCGGCGAGUCAUCCCGAGUACAGCAAGGUCCCGGACGUUUCCAACUUCGUGACUCGGUUCGCCAACGAACGACUCACCCCCACCUCGAUCACAUUCCAUAAAAAAUAUUUAAUUGAGCUGAAGAAACUCGCUGCGUCAACGAGUCGACUCAGUACCGAGUCAUCAUCGUCGUACACAUCCUUUGAGGUCCUAUCCGGUCACGUGUGGCGGAGUUGGGCUCGAGCAUUGAAUCUCCCACCAAACCAAACCCUAAAGAUUUUAUUCAGCGUGAACGUACGUGACCGAGUCAGGCCGAGUCUACCCGACGGAUACUACGGGAACGCGUUCGUGCUGGGGUGCGCGCAAUGCAGCGCGAGGGAACUGGCGGAGAAUGGUCUGUGGCACGCGGCGGAGCUGGUGAAGCGCGCAAAGGAGAGGGUGGGGGAGGAGCACGUGCGGAGGGUGGUGGAGUCGGUGAGCGGGGAGGGGGGAAGGGCUUGUCCGGACUCGGUGGGGGUGCUGAUCGUGUCGCAGUGGUCGAGGCUGGGGCUGGAGAGGGUUGACUUUGGGAUGGGGAAGCCGGUGCACGUUGGUUCCAUAUGCAGCGAUAGGUACUGCCUGUUUCUGCCAGCUGGACAUUCUAACGAUGGUGAUGAUGAUCGGGGGGAAUCUGUGAAGGUCAUGGUGGCGGUCCCCACAAGUGCAGUUGAAAAGUACGAAAUGUUGGUCAAGAGUCCUUACUCAUGAGGACCUGUAGAACUCGAUUGCCUCUCUUUCUUUUGCUCACCUCACUGCCGUUGACUUGUAUAGUUUUUUUUUUUUUUUUACUUGUAUAAUUGGAGAGAGCGAGAGAGCGAUGGUUUAGGGUUUACUGUUCUAAUGUUUUCAUCCGAAAUGCAUGCAAUCAAAGUGGUAAAUUGUAAUGUGCGAUGAGAACCGUUGGAUCCAAUUUAUGUUGAUGCUAAAGGUAUUAACGAACACGUUGAACAACAUAUUUAAUAGAAGAUUGCU